Molecule: messenger RNA, 784 nt
Organism: Papaver somniferum (opium poppy)
Lineage: Eukaryota; Viridiplantae; Streptophyta; Magnoliopsida; Ranunculales; Papaveraceae
Product: diacylglycerol O-acyltransferase 1A-like
Exons: 4
Coding region: 200-496 (98 amino acids)
Source: RefSeq, a predicted model, not a curated record
AUGAAUGGUUAUUGCUAAUUUAGAAGCUUGCUCAGUUACUCUCAUAUCUUGCAGUUUGUAAUUUCUCUUCGUGUAGUUAUUACCACAGGUUCAAUUAUGUACCCAGCUUGUAUGAUUCUCAAUUGAGUGAACUUAAUGCAUUUCGACUUAAUCCUUACAUUCUCCGGGUUUGAUUCAACUGUUGUAUUUGGUGACACUAAUGCUUUUCGCUAGUGUUGUCUGGUUUAAGUUGGUGUCAUAUGCACAUACAAAUUACGAUAUGAGGGCGCUUUCCAAGUCCAGCGACAAGGUGGCCCCUUACAGUACUUUCUAUUCGCAGAUGGAAGAGCACAUGAGCCAAGUUGGUGUCGACACAACUAACAACAAAUGGAACGAAACGCUUGUUUUGGGUUUGGUGGAUCCAAACGAUUCAUUAUCUCAUCCGGCAGGGUCUUUGAUGUUCAAGUUAAUUCUGCUACAUGCUUUGAUUCUGAUCAUUUUGCCAACUUCUUGGUGAAAAUCUGGGCAAAGCUUCUGAAUGCCUUUUGUACUGAAAGCUGGAACUUGAAUUAAUCUACAAAGUCUAAAUCCAAUGUUAUGAGGACACCUAGCUGAUGAAGUUAUUCCCUGAAAUUGUUUGAAACAUCUGUGACCAGGACGUGCUUGCAGAAGAUAAGAUUCUUCAAUGAUUCCCCUAAGGAUUAAACCUCAAGGGAAGUUGAGCAGUUGGGAUAUCACUUGCUAGAAAAUUCAUAAGCUUUGAUUUAAUUGUUUGUAUCUGGUGACGAUUUUGGAUUUUGUACUU